AUGGCAACCGCUCCACCACCUGCAAAGGUCAGAGGUCAUGACAAGUCUUUCUCUCACCUCUCUCCGGCGAAGUUGGAGCAAAAGCGUCCGCGGUAUUUUCCCAGACGUUUCGUCCUCAGUUUGAGAAAGUUAUUAACCCGACUCCUCAUAGAGUCCAGCAGCGGUCCAUCGCCCCGAUGUUCGUCUCUUUUCGGCUCGCCGAGUGACUCUGUCAACAGAGCGCUGCAGCUACGCAGGUCAGCUGACUGGUCACGUGACUCUUUCCGGACGUGCUGUUCCCCGUGUUCAGACCUGACGCUGGACAUGGCCUUAACAUUGAACGUUUCUGUCAUUUUAUUUCUCUGCAUUUUAUCAGUGCGUAGUGCUAUAGGCGACAUCGUUCUCGAACAGCAGUCGUCGGAGUCCCGAAGCACGGAUUGCGGUUGUCAGGGUCUGAAAAGAGAUGUUACUGUUGAUGUAAGUGAUGAGAACAAACUGGAACAUCACGAAGAUGCAAAUAUAUACUCCAGAACAGCAAACGAAAGUCCACACGAGACAGAGUAUGAUAUACGCAGUAAGCUGGUGCUGCUGCAGGGAGGUUGGUUUAUGAUGGGAACAGAUGACCCAGGAAUACCACCGGAUGGAGAAGGGCCGCAGAGGAGAGUGAGAUUGGACCCUUUUUACAUGGAAGACCAUGAAGUCACAAACCAGCAGUUCCAACACUUCACCAACCAGACAGGAUACACCACAGAGGCUGAACGUUUUGGAGACUCCUUUGUUUUCGAGGGACUGCUGAGUGACGAUGUGAAGGGCACUCUGUCACAAGCGGUGGCUGCUGCUCCUUGGUGGUCGCCAGUGAAAGGUGCAGACUGGAGACACCCAGAAGGACCAGAUUCAACCAUAGAGCAAAGGAUGAAUCACCCUGUUUUGCAUGUGUCAUGGAGUGAUGCACAGGCGUACUGUCACUGGGCCAGGCGCAGACUUCCUACUGAAGCUGAGUGGGAGAUGGCCUGUAGAGGAGGACUGCAAGAUAGGCUGUACCCAUGGGGAAAUAAACUACUGCCCAGAGGGCAGCACUAUGCUAACCUUUGGCAAGGUGAUUUUCCUAACCGCAACACAGCAGAGGACGGCUUUGCUAACACAUCACCGGUGAUGUCAUUUCCUGCAAAUGGCUUUGGGCUGUAUGAUAUGGUGGGAAAUGCAUGGGAGUGGACGGCAGACUGGUGGAAUGUGCAUCACUCUACAGAAGCCAAGCAGAACCCUAAAGGACCAGAAACAGGGACAGACAGAGUCAAGAAAGGAGGCUCCUACAUGUGUCACAAGUCUUACUGCUACAGAUACAGGUGUGCAGCCCGUAGUCAAAAUACUCCAGACAGUUCUGCCUCUAAUCUGGGCUUCCGCUGCGCUGCUGACGCUGAUCCAUGACCUCAAACAUGAGGUCUAUCACUGUCAUCACAUGAAAUCAAGAAUGAUUGUGUGUUUUUAUGUAAAUAAAUCCAUUUGUAAAA
Puntigrus tetrazona (Sumatra barb) is the source of this 1487-nucleotide messenger RNA. RefSeq names its product formylglycine-generating enzyme-like. Bases 1 to 1404 code for a protein of 467 amino acids. The record is from RefSeq and is a predicted model, not a curated record. Gene Ontology annotation, cellular component: endoplasmic reticulum. The transcript has 11 exons. NCBI's taxonomy places the organism in Eukaryota, Metazoa, Chordata, Actinopteri, Cypriniformes, Cyprinidae.